Ooceraea biroi (clonal raider ant) is the source of this 15336-nucleotide messenger RNA. RefSeq lists its product as uncharacterized. Lineage: Eukaryota; Metazoa; Arthropoda; Insecta; Hymenoptera; Formicidae. The record is from RefSeq and is a predicted model, not a curated record. Gene Ontology annotation, biological process: autophagosome-lysosome fusion.
GACCCGGACGUUCGAGGGAGACGUACCCGUCUUCUGUAUCACGUACACGCAUCAGCCGUACGCACGUUGUGCGACGUUUCUCGCUGUCGUUCGCGCACGUAGGAGUUCGUAUCCAGUUGCCGAUCUGUGUGCCCGUACGUACCGCGUACUCUAUACACAUGUGUGUAUAGAGGGAAAAGGAGGAGAGGAAGAGAGAGUCAGUGCUCCGCAAAGGACCUCGUGCACGCGGUACACGAGGCCUCCGCAAGACGAAGCGGAGCACGCGUUCCACGAAAAACGCAGACGGAUAUUUAAACGCAUCGGGCGCAGAGGCAAGGGAGAGGAAGAUACACGGGGGAGGGAGGGAGAGAAGGCGAAGAAAAAGCUCUCGCGUCUCUCUGGUCCGCCUCGCCGCCGGCUUUCCACGGCCACGAAUCGAUACCACGCGACCGUCGUCGUCGUCGUCGCCGUUGUCGUUGUCGUCACCGUCGUGUCGGUCGUUCCUCUCUCUUUUUCUCUUCCUUUCUCGACGCGUGAUCCUUCUCUCACUUAAAAGUUUUCUCCGUUGUCGAGUAUCUUCUCGGAUCCGAGGGAAGCAGCGCCGCGCGCGCUUCCUCUCGCGAGGAUCGCGGAGAAACGCGUACGUCCACGAGGACGACGCUCAACGACAGGUGCAUCGCCUCGCGACGAUCUCCGAGGCGCGCGAUGCAGCUCGAAGCACCUCGGAAGAGGAUGGCGACGAUCGUUCAUCUGCCUGGAAGUCUGUCCUGAAAGCAGACGGAGUUUGUUCCACCCCGGGCGAGACGCCGAUCGCGCGCGAGGAUCUGUCGGAUCGCCGAGACGAUCGGCCGGUGUGAACUAAUAUAAGUGGCGGUUCAGUGACACGUGACGUUACCUGUUAUCCGCGUCUGUUUUUUCUCUUGGUGUGUUCUGUGACGAACAGGUAACGUGGCAGGUGGCUACAACAAACCAGCUCUCGUUCUCCGCAUCCACGAAGAUUUCUCAUCGCCGUCGUUUGCCCUGUGAUCGUCGUAAAAUGUAGUAAAGGCCGGUUGUGGAAGGAAGCUACGUCCAACGAAUCGAAUUUACAGUGCAAAUUGGUGCGUUGGGAAACAGGAAGGCUCAUUCCGGUUUCCACGUUUGGCAGUGAAUCAGGAGCGAUAACUCAUUCGGGACGUAAGCCAGCACUCGACCGCCAGAGAUAUGUUCGAACUUUGCAAUGGAAUGAAAGCGGUGAUCGAUAUGUUUGUCGAGUUUGUAGGGAGGCUGUGAUGAGGGAAGUCGGCUAAAAGGAGCCCGUGUCGCGCAAGCGCCGGUAGAGGAGUAUAGGAAAGAUGCCGCUUUCCUUGAGAGUCUUAUUAAGCCCGCUGCUGCUUCUAAUCAUCGCAGGAAGCACCGGCGCCUUCAGCUCCCGGCAAGGAGAAUGCUCGUUUCCAGCGAAGUGGGAAGGCACGUGGUUCCAAAGUGGCGUGAGGCAAUCAAUAGUGAUAUCUAAGAACGAGUUAUCCACCAAAGGCAGUUGUCUCCACAACGAAGGCGAUAAGUUUCUCCUAGUAGAUCAGAAGUCAUGCUACCGCUGCGUCGUCAUUCACGAGAAGCACUCCAACGUUCUCCAGUACAAAGAGACUUACUGCCACAAUAGGAAUUCCCUGGCGUCUCUCUGCUCGUAUAUCACGGGGGAUGCGUUGCUAUACUCUAUGUUCCGCGAGGAAGCACCCCCCGUAGCAUGCCCCUUUCGCGGACCUAUGACCUUUUCGUAUAACCGUGGUCACGGUACGUGCUCAAAUCCACCAAGCAACGUCGACACCUGUACAGAUGAUAGCAGACUCCUCUUCAAGUACCAGGCCUGUCCCGAUGUACCCGCUUCGGAGAGCGCAGUCGAGGAGCUCGAAUGCUUGGCCACUUGGAAGGAGGGCAGCAGCCGUUACCUGGUCGGCCGGUUGCAUCACGGCCACGCGUCCAGCAACGAAGAUCGAUACCGAUGCUUCGUUUACGAGAAGGCUGGCGGCCAGACGGUGCAGGGUAACCUGAACAGGGCUGCUAUGGGGAUAGGAGCCAUAGAGCACGAGGUCGCCCUACCGGCUGGACCGGUGCCCGAGGGAGGUUCUGCUGAGGUGUACCGGGUGGCCCAAAGCGGAGACGCCACGUGCAACGGUCUGUUCAGUCCUAUGGAGGGCUCCCGAACGAUGACGCUGAGGAAAGUCUCCUCCCCGGGCGAAUGUCGGUUCCCAAAUUGGCUGACUGGGCACUCGAGCGGUGGAUUGACCUGGCACACUCUGGACCUCGGCAGAUCCUAUACGUUUCAUCCGCGAAACGCGUCCCUGCACGUCACCAGAUCGAACGCAACUUCGUCGAGGUUCGAGAGCAGCUUCAUGGACCUGCAAUACGUGCCCGGCCCAGAGGACCAGGACGUGAAGAUCCUUUGUAACAGCAUAAAGCAAUCGAAUGGCGCACAAACUAUGACGAUGACAAUGCUCGUAGCGCACUUCACUAUCGGCUGCCGGAGCGGUUUUAUGUGUAUGACGUUCUACCGACGUGACGGCCACGUGAUCGAGCUGCAAACAGGAAGUACAGUAUCGAGGCCGGAAGAAGCGUGCAGUCCACCGCAUUUUCUGCAGCAUAGCAUGCCCUUCCUUACCUUAGUCACGAGUUCUCCGGAACUACGCACCUGUCCAUACCUGGGCAAGUUCACGGUGACGGGCGUGAAUCAACGGAAUCAACGGAACACGCGCGAGAGUCGCAGGAGCCAGCAUCCACAGGAAUCGUUGCCUACCCGACGCGACGGCGAGAAAGUGCGCCACGCCCAGGAGAGGAACGAGGACCGGCGAAGCCGCAAGCUGGAUUACGAGGUCGAGAAGCGCCGGGCUAACAACGAAUACCUGGUCCACGAGAGGAUGGGCCGACGAGCGCGUUCGAAUCGCGGCUGCAACCGGGCCCACAAGGGGGAUUACAGUCUGGAGAAGCCCUCGGAAGCGUGGAGUUCCUCCGAGCUGGGAGAUGUCCGGGUUCUUCAUGACCGAGAACGCAUCUCACGAUUGAAGGUGAGGAAACCGGACGCCUCGGAUUCGGAACAACAUACCGCGGAGAGCAAAUUGAAGGUGAGAAGAUCGCGCGCCGUCAAACAUCCAGAGGAACGUAGUUCACAAGACAUGAGACAGUCGAGGGACAUCGAGAUGAUCAGAAACGAAAGCGCAAAGAUCGGAAACGAAACCGAAAAGAUCGGAAACGAACUGAACCAGUGGCAGAAGGCGAACAGGUCGAGAAGACAUCCAAAGAUAGAAGACUUUCAGAUAGAUGACGCGAUCGGACGGUUUUGGGCCGUUGAUCCGGACGACAGCUGGACCACCAGCACGCUGCAAGUGCAGGAUGAUUAUUUUGGGGAUUAUCUUGAAUCCGAGAGCCUGCCACAGAAGAGAUCGACGUCAGAGAGUUUGACUGGCAAGGGUAUGACCUAUAAGGACCUCCUGAGGAUGAAGAGGGAGCUCGAGGAGCGCGAAAAGGACGAGGACGCCCCGGAAAGACGGGAGAAGAGGAACGAAGAUGAGUCUAGGUGCAGCUCAGAGGUGACGACCUUAACCGUGGGCUGCUCCACAGCGGACAGGAUGGAGUUUCAAAGUGACUGCCUCGACGACGACGCUAUCACCGCCUACUCCUGCCACGGUAGAUGGUUCGACGCCGAGGGCACGCAGUUCGUGAUCGCAACCCCGUUGGCGCGCAGAACAGCGUGGUCGAACAGUGAGAACAACAGGGCACAGCCCUACAGAAACACCCGUAGACUGUGCUUCAUGUACAAAGAGAGUGGCGGAGUUGUCAGUUUGACUGCCAGCCCCGUGGCGUGUCAGAGGGGCAUCCCGCCACCCGCGCCGAUGUUGGCCUUCAACGCUACCAGCACCGGUCAAUGCAUGGAAGCGAACGGCGGGCAGAUCAGCCGGUCGACGUACCUGAUCGUCCUGCUGACGGUGGUUGCCGCGAUAUUCAGGUGAUUCUAAUCGAAAGCGCGACAAGUAUUCAGCUUAAGGGUUCGGACUCAACAAAGCGGUAUCGGACACUCAGUGAUCAUUAUGUAGGAGAUAUUCGCGACAGUGAAAUCGAUCGUCGACGCACGAAAAAGUCGUAAUGAUGAAGAGAGUGCGAUUUUAUACCGCGAGCGACGCAAAGAGAUGCAAGAAGAGAGAAGCCAUCUACCCGACUUAGGCGCUCGUGUUCGUGGCUCCUGUUAGUUUCUUCGAGCUGUCGGGAAAAAUUCGUGUUCGUCGUUCGGUCGUCGUUCCGAGUGAAGAGGCAACCGCGUCGCCGACGAGAACGAAACGGAUCAGAAACGACAAGGAGAAAAGGAUACAAAAGAUUAUCUGAAGAAUCGACGAAAGAUCCGAAGAGAUCAGUGAUUGUUGAAUUUUACGCACGACUUCGACGUGCACGAUUUAAGGGUCGUCUAAAGUAGGAAAAGCGCGUUGAACGGACCCCGACGACGUGGUCCGCGAUUGAAGCGAUCGAGGGAAAAUCGAGCGUGAGUUUUCCCCGGCCAGUAGUUUUUUUUACGGGACAUAGCACAUAGGUACUAGCUAAAAUUCAAGUCGGGCGAAGCUAACGAAGUUAUUAAACGAUUUUUAUGGUUAGACCAUAUCACACGAUGUCGGUGAUUGCGACGAUCGACGCGAAUCUUAAUCCGAAACCACGGGGCGCGCGAGCACUUUUGUAAGUUCAAUCGUGCCAGUCCUUUCGUUUCGGUUGGCGAGACGCACGAUCGUCGCGUUUUAAGACGGAGAGAAGAAACGAGAAUUACAUGAAGGGACUAUGUAUCCUCAAUAAGUGCAAAAAGGCAGAAGAGCAUUUACUCGGUAAAUAUUUUCUUCGCCGGGCGAACGCUCAUUUUCUUUGCUCAUUCUCGGGCAUAUACCCCCUCAAUAAAUACCGAGUAAUCGACGACACGUAAUAAUUAUAUCGAUAAUUGCAUAUAAUUACACGCGACGAGCGUUGUCGUUUUAUGACGAGGAGGAUCGAAACGGAACUUGCUUCGAACCUGACGAAGUGACGCCACGAAGGGAUGAAGGGAAAUGACCAUCGGUGAGUCGUUCGUCCCCCGCAGGAAUCAAGUGUACGACAAACGAGCACGAGGAUAGUGACCCUUAAUUCGACGUAGAAUCCUCCAGCGGAGAACAAAUAUAUCGUAUUAUUUCACUGGACCAGUCAAAGACCAGUCAAAGCUUGAGGAAAGACGAGAGGUUGUUAAAUGAGAUGGAGGCUACGUUCUGGAUGUCACCAGUGCGCCGAUUCUUCCUCGGGAUUCACGACUCACCGCGUUUUUCUUUGUUCAUGCAUCGAGAGGCCGCCGGGAAAUCGCACGCCGCGCGUUCCACAUCGCAUGAAAGAAACGAACGAGUAAUCCUUUCAUCCGUAUUCUCACUUUUUACUAUCAUCCGGGUGAACACGACGCAACGUUAAACACGGUCGUCUGUUUCCAAGUUUUAUUCGUCGGGGAUAAAGAUCGCGUCACCGUGCCACAUCGCCGUAAAGUCGAGGGGUAAACUGCCUUUAACGUUCGAGUACGCGAUAGCGGCAUGAAGUUGUUGUCCCUUCUAAGAGCAAUCGAUUGGCUUAAUCGCGACUGGGUGCGCGCGGACGGCACCUCUUCGGCGACCUGCUCGACGCGAACGUUAACGUAAGCAAUAAGCAAUAAAGAUACACGAUACACACGUAUACAGAGACACACAUGUACACGCAGACACAGGCAUAUAUGCGACAGCGGCACGCUCACGAGAAAACGGUGAUAACGAAGAGGAGGUUGCGCUUAAGGGAGGAAUCGAGUGUGAACACGUUAACACGAAGAAGGAACAUGAUUAAUCAGUUCCGAUUUUCGCGAUCAAUGACGACGUAGGAGAGCCAGACACGACGUGUAGAGGAUGCUACGAUAUUAUUGUAACUAAUACAGAGUCUAUAUUAUAUUAUUGUACAACCAUCUUUGUAAUAAUUAAGCCGUAAUCGAGUGACGAGAGACGUAGAAGGAAGAACAAACAAAGGGGAAGUUAGGUGAGAGCGUGAGAAAAAGAGAAAGAGCGCAUGAGUGAAGAAUAAAGCAUGCAUGUGUGAACAAGUGAGAAAAGGAGAUGAUGAGAGCGAGAAUGAAAGAGAGACACGAGAGAGGGGGAGCAUAAGAAAGAGCGAAACCAUAGGAAAAAGCCAAUCGCUAUUUUAGCACUUUUUCAAUCGCGUUGUAUGUAGUUUCUAUAUCGUUACCAUUUCCGUCGGAUCUGAUUUGACCCAACCAACGACGUCGGCGAGAGAUCGAUUCUUGAGGAGAAGUGAAACGGCGGACACGGAGGAAGUGUCAAACAAUCAUUCGUCAUUCGUUUAUCCAUGUCUGAUCAUUUCUGUCUCUUUCCUUGGCAGAUCUCUUCUGAACUCUACUGAAAAUUGCUCGCGGCACUGUAAUACAUGUUCACAGGAACACUUUCGGCGAUCCGUGUUAAUCGCUUUAUAUCGUUUGUCUCUGUCUCGCAAUCGAUCGUCAAGACAUUAAUCAUCACACGUUAUAUUUCACGCCUGCUCAAGGAUCCUCUCGGAUAACGUACCUCAUUGGGCAACGGUGACUCCGUUUUCAGGGUUCUCAGAAGAGAAGGAUCGAUCGACUUUCGUUAACGGGUACUUCUCGAUACACUGUGAAGAUAUCGAUGCGCACACAGAGAUCGUGCGAAUGACGCAAGCCACGUUGCGAGCGGCGCGUUUCUCAUUUUUCACCGCGACAGAUAGGAUUUAGGAUACUUAGGACACACUUAGCGGUUAGCAUAUUAGGAGCCGUAUUGUACCUACGAACGCAGCGUAUACAUAUAUACAUAUAGCGUAUAUUACAUUAUUAAGAUCGGAUCUAGCCGUUAAGAUUUCUUUAGCUUCUUAGAGGUAAUAAGCUCAUUGUGAACAGCAAUCAGACCUGAUCAGAGAUGCCCCGCGGUCACAAAUCACGUACGUACAAUCCCGAUCAAAGUCCCCCGAUCGCCUCUCCGGUCAUCGUGAUAACUAGAGAUCUCACUUCGAUCGAGCGUGCGACUAUGGCUGAAGAGACCAGAAGAAACGGGAGCAAUAAUAAUUUAAUCUCUUAAAAAUACGAAAACAUAAUCCAAAUUCAAUUUUCUUGAAGAUCCUGAUUUUUCAAAAUCCUCAAAUAAUGGAUUAGUUGUGUCUAAUAGUUUGAUACAAAAACUUCGCAUGUUCCGCAUGUUCCAAAAACGAAAUAACGAAAAACGUAGUAAGAACUUUGAAGAAUUCAAAGAAUCCUUGUGAAAUCUUACGAAUUGGGACACUGAAUAAGAUUAUCUAUCAAAAAUAUCAAACAGAUUAUCAACUGUUUGUUAUUCGACAUAUCGCGAUUAAUGGAAGAAAGAAUAUUAAUAUAUCCUGAAGCAUUCGCAGACGACAAGGAUGGUCACGCAUCAGAUGCGAUGUAAUUAUUUAAAUAAUAUUAUGCCUACAUUAUUAGAUAAAUGUAGGUAUUUCAGUCAUAUAUAUUCCAAUUUCACAUAUAUUUCUGUUUGCCUUCAUAAAUAGUUACACAGCAAGAGCUCUAAAAUGCAUGCAAUAAUUAGAUUAACCAACGCUCCCGCAAGGAGAAACAGGAAGGACUCUCGAAUUUAUUGUCGUAUUUUUAUUUUUUGAUAUCGAGAGUCUCGAUAUCAAAAAAUAAAAAUGAUAAUUCAAACAUUACUGCAUGCGCAUUUUGUUUCGUGAUUUUAUUCUUUUUCGUUGAAAGCUUUCUGAAAUAUUGUUGUACUGCUAAAAUUCCUAAAACGAGCAUCGUUCUAUUGUCAAUUUAUUUAUGAAAUUGUAUUUUAUUAUUUCCAAACAAUUGCGGUUUUAAUUUUAAACUGCGGACACUCUGAUGGAGAGAGAAAUGUACGCUGAUGAUAAAUGUAACUGAGAUAUUUCGAUCAUCGGUUGUAAAUAAUUCAAAUCUUGCAUGAGAAAGCUUUAUUAACAUAAUGUCUGACACGAGUGCAGAGAGAAAUGAUCAUGUUUCGAAAGCGGAAGAACGCGAGAUCGUCCAACUGGCGCUCCGACGAACGUUCGAAUAUUCUAUUAUUUUCGAUUUGCCUGGCGCAAACAACGUCGAGGGAUUCGAUAAUUAUCAGAGCAUCCCCAAACAUCGUUACUAACCGACCGCCUCCGCUCGCACAGUUCGCGCUCUCUCUCCCUCUCCCUCUCUUGCCAAACAUUAUGCGCGCCGCUUAAUGAGAUUGAUGCAAUCGUCCGAUGCAUUUAAUCCUGCCAAUUUACAUUGCGUCCUAAUAUCGUGCGCGAGCAUUCCGCUAAUGGAGUCACUAAUGAGAAACAGAAACAUUCUCCUAGCCCGUGCUAUUUUCGAUAGAUUAGACAAUCGUCGACAGAAAAUUGUUAUCGACCAACCCCCUCCGUGAGAGGAAAUUUGCACCACGUGUUCACCUGCGCUUGAUAAUUUUUUUUUUUCGUCUGAAUUGUAGGAAAUUAUAUUCAUGCAAAAUAUUGAGCACGACCAAAUAUAGACUCUAUAUCACAUGACAAGUCAAUCUACAAUCUGACAGCGAGUCCUUCGAAGAAAAACGUGAAAAUUAUUUAUAAAAAUAAUUGUUCGCACUAUUUAGUUUCUGAUAUUGCAGUAAUUAAGCUAGACAUUGAAAGCUUGUUAAAAAGUCCAUUUAGUUAAUUAACGAAAUUAAACAAAAAUUUUUGUUUCAUUUAUUGGCGUUGUUAAAGUUUUAGUCAUUAAAGAAUCAUGACGUUUGGGUUUGCUGGCUAAGAUCAACGUAUGUAACUCAAAGAAUAUAUUCUGAAUUUUUACAUGCAACAGUUGUUUGUAACAGCGUCGGUCUUAGCUCAAUUUAAUCGAAGCACUCGCGCCGGUGCACAAACAAUCUCUGACGACGAUAAGACGCGCAUUUCGCGAAUGCACCACGUACGCGGUUGAUUUCACCGCAGUGCAGAUGUGGCUUCGAAAUCGUUGUGAAUACCGAAACCCGGAUUAGAACACCGCGUUGGGCCGUCCUGGCUGACGGCGUGGCGGCGAUUAACGAUUUUAUGGAAGCUCGUCUAAUGGGAUUAUCGGAUUACUUCCGUGUCGGUACGAGCACUCGCGUGUAGUUUAUUACUCCCAGCACCGAUCACGUUAUGAAUUACGUUCUCAUUCUUAAAUCUCUGAUUUAACUAUCUAACUGAUUUAACGGUAUUCCUCCGAGAAUUCUCUCUAUUCCUGUAUGCCCAGUGUUUGAGGAAAGUUGGCCCCGUGACAAACAAACGGCUCGAGUAAGUUGAUUAAUUUUGCUUUAAUAAAUUGAAUCAUAUUAUUUCGAGAGCAACAGUCCAAGAAUUAGAAACGUUUGUUAAUAAUAGCACUAUAAUAUUAUUCCAAAAAUUAUAUAUAUUAUUCUUUCCAUAUAUAUUUUAUAAAUUUAUCAUAAUUCCUUUUUUUAUACUAUAAUCAGAAUUUUUAGAUUGUUUGCUCAUGUUUUUUAAAGGUACUGUUUAUGCUUUUGAUCAAAUUCUAGAUUGACGUGAAAUAAUCCGUUUCGAGGGAGAACACGUUUAUGAAGAAUUAUUAAUUCAUGACUUCAUUGCAAAAUAACGUGAACCGAAUAAUCUUCUGAUUCAGUUGGCCUUUUUAUUUCUGUCAGGACAUCUUUAGCAAUGUAACUAUGACGCAGCGUGUCAAAUAUUAUUUGCUUUUACUUCCAUUAUGGAACAUACGGUAGAUAAAUGUACAAUUAAACAUAUUUUGGGCUUCAUCAAGUUUCACUGGUUUUCGUCCUUAAUAACAGAUAUUAUUCUGGCCAUUUUUAUUGUUGUAACCUAAUAGCAGUUUUUUUAUUCGAAAAUAUAUAUAUAAAGAAAGAGAGAGAGAGAGAGAGAGAGAGAGAGCAGCGAGACCGCGUUUCCAUCCUCCAAAAAAUAAGGGAGAAGCAACGAACGUGAUCGCGAGAGCUUGCAAUUUAUAUCGUCAUAAAUAUAUUUACGGUUAUAACUCCAACUUCGAUAUCACGAAACGCACGACGCUUUAUUUCAUAGCUUCCGGAAAUAGAUCCGUCGACUUCCCGCGCCCCUGGGAUCGAUACUCCGAUAAAAUCCUGCCCGUCCGUUCCCGUUCAAAAACAAUCCGUGCUUAUUUCCCUGAGCGGAAUCAUUUCGCGUAUCCUCGUCGAAAUCGUACAUGUAUCCGACCCGCGAAAAGACCUGCAAGAGUAUUGGAAAUAUUCGGUCCAUUGGGACAACUCAUGUCUCGUUAUAAGUCCUUCAUUAUUAAAAUUCACCGUCAAGACCGCCAGAAAGGCGAAUGUAUACGCUAAACUAAUGGCUUCAUUUAAUUGCAGACGUGGUCAAAACCAUCGAAAUUGAUUUUUUUUAACUUUUGACAAAGUAGUUAAAUUACCUUUGGAAAAUCCGCCAUUAUAUUUCUCUUGUAUACUUAUUUUUAAUUUCAAAUUUGAAGUUUCAACAUUUGUUAAACUCACGUAUAAUUCAGCUAAAUUAUGCAAUAUUAUUAAUAUCAGUUCCAUAAAUAUUAAUAAUUAUAUAAAUGUUGCCAAUUAUGCAAAAAUAUAUAUUUAUUAAUUGUAUAAAAAAUAUAGAAUGAAAUAGGUCGCGUCCUUCUUUAACAUGCUUUAGUUUCUUGCUUGAUUGUAUCCUUGUUACAGACAUAAUCAAGUUUCAAUCUUCUAUCUUAUUUAAAGAUACAAUAAAAAAUUGCAUUAUAAUGAGAUAUUGGCUUUAAGGUCUGAAAAAUUGUCAAUCGAGCCUGAUGUAUCGGUUCUGUUCAUGAUGGGAAUUCACGCACACACGUCUCGUUCACGACUUGAAAACCGUCGUCGUCCGGAGAUUAGAGUGCCUCCGGUGCCAUAUGGGGAAACGACGAAACUUCCCCCAAUCUGUAGGAGGUAACGACUCCCGCGUGUGCGGAUGAGAACCGCGAUGCGUCUCGAUUACGAGAGUACAAGGGAGGAAAGAAAAAUGCGACUCGCUGAUAGCUCGCGUUUUUCACGGCUCGAACGCUGGAAAGUUCUCGAGUAUCAUUGUGCCGCGAAUUUAACCCUCCGCGAGCGCGAGUGUCGGCCAUUUCUAAUCUCGCGCUAAAUUCUUGCCCUCGCAUUUGCCGCGUGCCACGUAAGAUAAUCUUUUUAUUAACUCGCGCUGUUGUACAAGAAUAGAAUUAAUUCACGUGAAUUUAACACACGUCAGAAGAAAACGAGAGAAAAGUAUAUUUUUAUCAGUUAUUCAGUUAUUAUGCAACGCAUGUGCAUACAUGUGCGAUUUUCUUAAAUCAUUUUUAGACUGUAGAGUUGGUUUUAAAACUCCGAUAAAACUCCGAUAAAACUCCGAACUUGAUUUGCGAAUCUGCUUACUGCUGAUAAAUCUCAUCUACGUUAACGUCGUUAACAUUAAUCUCAUCACGUUUUGAGCGUGCAAACAAGAGAUAAUUUCAAUAAUAACUAUUUGUUUUCUAUUAUCGAAAUUUACUGUUUUCCAACCUUAUAACCAACAUCAACGCAUGUAGCAUCACACAGCAUGGUGAAAUAUUAAAGAGAUAUUCAGUUGUAGUCAUUUUCGUAUAACCUAUGAUCUAAUAUUGCUAAAAACAACUGAAAGCAAUACGCAUUAUGUUCGUAAAAUCGUUCUUUGCUGCAUUCACUUAAAACUUCGUAUCGCUAUGAACGAUCGUGGCCCUUCCUCACAUAUGCGAAAGUCAGGAAUAUAGGACAGAAAUGGAUCAGUUUCCAUUACCGCCUCAUUUGCCAGAUGCGAAGUCGACCCUCCAAAGGAAUAUAACCCAUGGAGGGUCAACGUAAAAAAUGCGUUCUCGGAACAUGCGGAAUAGCUGUGCGCCAUGAAGCAACUCGGCAAACGGGACACACCUUACUGCUCCCCGAAUACUAGUCGCACCCUCCGUCGACUCGAGGACGUUUUCAAUCAAGGGACAAUCAUCCCUCGACGAGCAAUCCAAGUUCCAUCGGAUCAGCCCGUCGUUCCCCCGACGAGUUACGCGGCUAGAUUCGUCCUCCUGCCCCCUCGCCGUUUCAUCCCCCGCAGCAUUCUUAUUCGAACAACGACAGGAAUAACUUCUGCUACACCCUUCGCGAUGGUGCCCCUGCAAGCCGCGAAUACGCACGCGAGAAGUGUAAUAACGUUAUUCUAUGUGUCGAACGAAAUUGGAUGAUGCUCUCUCGGAAUGAUCGGUUCUCGCAUGUUUCUUCAUUCGAUUUCAAAAGUGACUCGAAAGUGAUUCCCGUACUGUUUCGAAUUUUCCAUCAGCGAAAGUGAGCAUUUUACACCGACGUUUACACCGGCGUAAAAAUCUCUUUUACCUUGAACUCGACAAAACGGCUCAAAAUUAGAUUCACGUUUUGGAUAUUCGGAUAUCUUAGAUUUAAUAUCACGGAUAUCUUGGAUUUUCCUUCUUACUCGCGAGUUAAGCGGCGCCAGCACGAAAUAUUUAGUACAAACAUUCUUACUGAACAAUCACUUGUUCCACACUUGAUAUAACAAUCUACAGAGGUAAGCUCUGCGGUGAUUCGUGAGAAACUAUAAGAAUAAUACGCACAUUACUGAUCGAACUAAUUUAAAAGCAAUUUAUCAGUUUCCAGAUAUCAAGAAUCGUGCAGAAUGGUGCAACCGGAACAGGUUGUUACCGAUUUGCGUGCGGACUUCGACAUGUGUAUAUAGAUGUAAUACUCUGUGUGUGCGUAUUAUGUCGGGUGUGUUUGAGGAGACGCACAUCCGACACACACAUGCAAGAACCGCGGGGCAAUACGUAAAAGAAAAUGACGGAAGCUAACCAUCACAUCGCUCGGUAUUUUAUUAUUGUACGCUGAAUUCGAGAUGGAAUUUAUAAUAAUUAUUCGCCGCGAAUAGCUGAAAUGGUAUCAAAGAAUUCACUGAUGCUAAUGCGCAAUUUCGAAAAUGCCUUGUUUUAAUUCAUGGAAAAUUUCCGCCGAAAAUAGAUGAUUUCAUUUUAUUAAAUUAAUAUGAUGAAGAAUAUUAUAGAAAAGUAUACGCAUAUAAUGUUAUUUUUAUCAAAUUUCAUAAAAAAGAGAUAUAUUUAAAAUCUUCAUGCAAUAAAGUUAGAAAAAAAAAUAUUUAUCUCUAUAAAUCUUUUCAUAGUUUCGAUUGUUUGUUACAACCAUCAACAGUUACUUUACUUAUAUUUUUCUACGAUUGUGUAUCUCUUCGUAACAUUAUUAAAUCGGAAACAAAAUUUAUAAAAUAUCAAGUAGCUUUAAAUAAUGUCUAGAGCUUUUUUCUCUUAGAAUGUUAAUGUUACACAAUUAAUAAUUUUAAUAUUUCAUUGUUUUAUGUCUCUUCUUGGAUCAGUCGUACCUAGUCCAUUUAUAAUGAUAUGAGACAAACGAAAAAUCAGGUUGCCUAAUUUUCCCGUUAAAUAAUCCGUUGCGAAUUCAUUAAGAAGUUUCACCAUUAGCGCGAUGGGAGGAAAGUGGAUACAUGAUCGCAUCGAAUUUGCAUAUUCUCUCAUAGUCUAAAUCUCAUUUGCUUACUCCAGUUGUCGAAAUAAAACGGUGAUGAAAUCGAUCGUCGUGCAACUCGAGCAAUCCUUUUAGCAAUUUACUGAACCGGAACCAGAUCCAGGUCAGAUGAGCAAUCGAAACGUCUGUUUACGUUUAUGGAAAUGUCAAUAACGAGUUAAACAGCUAUUAGGUGACAAGCAAAACACACGUAAAAACCAACUUAAGGAUUUUUAUCGAUUAUAAUAAAUGAUACGAAAUCGUCUCGAGUUUCAUUAGAUCAAGAAUUUAAAUGCACGGGUACAAAUCUAUUAUACAAUCGAUACAACUUUUAAUAAUAUUUCCAGUUUCGUAUGAUGAAUAAAAACACAAUAAUUCAACGAAUAUCAUUCGUACUACAGCGGGAAAUUUCAACUUUGUGAAACUUAAUAUAAACUUUUCCCUUUUAUCUACAUAUAAUGAAAUUAUACCGAUAAUAGAUAUCGCACGUCUAUUUUUCUAUCGAAUACGAAUAGCGAAUCGGUCUUUUCUGAUGCUGAGCGCGAAACGAGCACGUUGCUACCAUUUACGGUCUUACAAUUUUCCGCCACCUCGGCUGCCGUUUCUCUCCGACUUUAAUCGCUUGCUCGACAUCGUUCCGAUAAUACGAAUUGAUGACGUCGCGUGUCGAACGCUCGGCUCACUGGAGUCCAUUAAGAUCUCACAUUAUGUGUCGCGAAUCAUGCCUCGAACGCUUUAAAUCGACUAGCACACUAUUGCAAUUUCGUGAUUACACAACGGACAAUCAUUUACGGACUUCCGUUAAUGACGAAGUGAUUUGUGAAGCAAGAAAAGGAGUGUAUCAUCGUCUUUUCAGGAAUCGUUAUUCCUAUUUUCCAGGAAAUAAUUUGUAUGCUGUUUGCCAUCUUUUUCUUUAAUUUUAUCUCUAUUUACGAUUCUCUUAUUCUCGGUUACUUUUUAACGCGUUUUCGCUUUAACACUCGUGGUAUUAUUUUUUGUAAUAUUUUUCAAGCGCGCGUCUGCUUGCGACUUUGAUGUUAACUAAAUCGCCAGAUUGCGUUGUUUGCGCAGUUGUAACAGUCGUUUGCAACCGCGAGCUGUCAUGAUCCAAUUAUCCUGGACAUACGCAACACGUCGUGAAAAACAAUGCCGAGUGCGAUGAAUGAUGGUUGGCAAUGAGAUGGACGAAAAAUACGAUUUAGUAGUUUGUCGAAUGAAUGGCAAAAGCAAUACUGUGUAUGUGAAUGCGUGUAUGUUAUUACGAUAGUGUGUAAACCGUGCGGAAAAGAAAGAUAAGUGUGUAAGCUACCUGUGCCUUGUAACAAACUAUAUAUGUAUGUAUAUAUGCAACACACGAGGGAAGAAACUUAAAUAUACAUUAUAUAUAUAUAUAUAUAUAGAUACACAUGAUACACUCACACGUACAUAUACACAGCCAUACAUAUACGUACACAAACGAGAUACUCUUACGAUAAUCUAUUUAAACAAUCGUUGCCGUCUCUUCUGAAACAAAAACCCCCUCUCAGAAUUUCAUUGCAGCGUUCACAGAAAGAGAGAGAGCGAGAGAGAGAGAGUGAGAGAGAAAGAGAGAGAAAUACGAAUAGUGUGUGUGUGUGUGUGUGUGUGUGUGUGUGUGUGUGUGUGAGAGAGAGAGAGAGAAAUACAUAACGGAGCAAAUGCGAAACGAAGAAGUAAAAAGAAAUGAAAAGAUAUGUUGUUGAAUAAAAUAGCAAUAAUCGAAUUUUCAGACUGAAUUAUGAUUGAAUAUUAUACCGCAAGUCUUUGUUGUCGCGACGGCGACGCGCGAGUGUGUUAAUUAUUAUAAAUACUGUUACAGUGUCUUGCUACCACUGGGGAGAUUAAAAUAAAAUCUCGAAGCUCGAAA